AUGAAAUUUUUAUAUUCAAUUUUUCAAAAAAAUAAAACCAAUAAUGUUGAAACAAAUAUUGGAAAUGACAUUUUACCAAGUUUAAAAUUUCAAGAAUCAUUUGAUGAACUACCAAAUCAAAGACCAAGAAGUAAUUCAAGAAAGUUAAGUUUUAUGAGAAAGAGUAAGAAUUUAUUACAAUUGGAGAAUGAUGAAUUAAAGAAAAGAUUAAAUGUAGCAGAAGAAAAGUAUGAUAGACUUAAAAAGUAUUAUUUUGAAAUUAAAUUAAAAGAAACCAUUACCAAAUUGGAUGAAUUCAUGUUAAGAGAUUUCAAUGAACACUAUGGUACAACUUUUAAAAACAUGGCUGAAGUUUUAUCAAAUGAAAGUAACCACGAGGCACUAUAUCAAAAGUUUUCAAAAAAACAAAUUCUAAUGUUGAAAUACUUGAAAAGAAAAGCCAUAACAUCUCUACAAUUACCACAUGUUGUUAAAUUUGAUAUGUCAAUCAGUAUGAGUGUUAAACCAUUCUCAACAAUGAAUAGUAGUGAUUUGGAAACUGUUAAACAAUUAUUUGAUCUUUUAGAAAAGUAUAAUCAAAAUAAUCAUGCUUUUAUAUAUUAA
This is a messenger RNA of Dictyostelium discoideum AX4, 603 nucleotides long. RefSeq lists its product as hypothetical. NCBI's taxonomy places the organism in Eukaryota, Evosea, Eumycetozoa, Dictyosteliales, Dictyosteliaceae. The coding region runs from base 1 to 603 and encodes 200 amino acids. The transcript has a single exon. The record is from RefSeq and is a predicted model, not a curated record.